UUUCUCCAAAUGCUUUAAAAAAAACUCACCUCAUCAAACUUCACCACAUUACACCCCCUCACUAUUUUCUCCUGAUAGUUUUAUCUUCAAACUAUUUCCCCACUCUCUCUCAUCACAUGGAGUCGCGAGUGCUGUCACGCACAGCCGCAAUCGCCGCCCUGCCGAAGCUUUUUCGGCCGGUGAGAGAGACCGCCACUUUUGGUGUUGCCACCGGAGUUAAAGCGCCGGUUGGAUUAGUUAAGGAUGGUGCUAAUUUAAUAUGGGGCAGGCAACUUAGGCCUGUCUUAUUACUCGAUCCAGUUCAGUCUAGUCCGAUUUGUAGUAGAAAAGAAAAAACUACGGUCCAACCGUGUCGUGCCGCAAGUGGUUCUUCCGGGGAAGCUAAAGUUGGGUUUUUGGAGAAAUAUCCGGCUCUUGUCACUGGAUUUUUCUUUUUCAUGUGGUACUUCUUGAACGUGAUAUUCAACAUACUUAACAAGAAGAUCUACAACUACUUCCCAUAUCCUUACUUCGUGUCGGUCAUUCAUUUGUUUGUUGGAGUGGUGUACUGUUUGAUAAGCUGGACUGUGGGCCUUCCUAAACGUGCUCCUAUUGACGGUACCCUCCUGAAGUUGCUGAUUCCAGUGGCAGUAUGUCAUGCAUUAGGCCAUGUUACCAGCAAUGUCUCUUUUGCUGCUGUUGCUGUCUCUUUUACCCACACAGUUAAAGCCCUGGAGCCCUUCUUCAAUGCUGCUGCUUCUCAAUUCAUUCUUGGACAGCCUAUUCCCAUUACACUCUGGCUCUCCCUCGCUCCUGUUGUGAUUGGUGUUUCCAUGGCUUCUCUGACUGAGUUAUCAUUCAACUGGUUGGGUUUUAUCAGCGCUAUGAUUUCAAAUAUUUCCUUCACCUACAGGAGUAUCUACUCAAAGAAAGCCAUGACUGACAUGGACAGUACUAAUAUCUAUGCCUACAUUUCUAUAAUCGCGCUGUUUGUUUGCCUGCCACCUGCGAUUAUUGUUGAGGGUCCUCAACUCAUCAAGCAUGGUUUCAAUGAUGCCAUUACGAAAGUGGGGCUAACCAAAUUCGUAUCUGACCUCUUCUGGGUGGGAAUGUUUUACCAUCUCUACAACCAGUUAGCUACCAACACCUUAGAGAGGGUAGCACCACUUACCCAUGCAGUUGGCAAUGUUUUGAAACGAGUGUUUGUCAUUGGAUUUUCGAUCAUCAUCUUUGGCAACAAGAUUUCAACACAAACAGCCAUUGGAACAAGCAUUGCUAUUGCCGGUGUAGCCAUCUAUUCGUUCAUUAAGGCCAAAAUGGAAGAAGAGAAACGACAAAUGAAGGCUGCUUGAGUAGAAACACUCGGUCGAAUGCUGCAUUUGCUUGGAAGGAACUUUGCUGUAGAUUUGGAUAAUUUUCCUUCCUGAAAAGAAGAACAACAAAAAUGUUGUAAAAUUUAUUUUUUCGUGUCAAUUUAUUCAAUUUGGAGAAUGAACCAUUGUCAAUCUGUAAUCUUCUUGUAUUUUAUAAUAAGUAAUACUGUACUAUCUUUGUCCCCUCAAACUCAGAGGCAAAUGUCUGAAUUGGCAUUAAUAGGAGAAGAUUGUUUUGAUGA
This is a messenger RNA of Beta vulgaris subsp. vulgaris (sugar beet), 1594 nucleotides long. Its product is annotated as triose phosphate/phosphate translocator, chloroplastic. The transcript has 12 exons. Lineage: Eukaryota; Viridiplantae; Streptophyta; Magnoliopsida; Caryophyllales; Amaranthaceae. Bases 117 to 1331 code for a protein of 404 amino acids. Gene Ontology annotation, biological process: transmembrane transport. Gene Ontology annotation, cellular component: Golgi apparatus; membrane. Gene Ontology annotation, molecular function: antiporter activity. The record is from RefSeq and is a predicted model, not a curated record.